UCAUAUGUUGCCGGUGGAUUGAAAUUUUUGUCAARAUUGAAGACUUUAUAACUUCUCURAUAAUUCUAAAUUUKCACCAAGAAAGCAUUCCGUUAUAAAYACAGAGUCUUAAAAUGACUGAGGACGUAGAAAUGAAGGAUUCGUCAAAGACGAACGAGAAAGAAGAACCAAAAGAAGAAGCGGUAUCCAAAGAAGAAAAAGAAAAGCUGAUUCUUGAAGCCUCGCCCAACAAAGACRCACUUCUUUCAUAUCUUGAUGAGCCAAUGGAGACAGAGUCUACGGGUGUGCCAUUUAGACCACGCAGUGCUAAAGCUGCAAGUAUUCCACUCAUCCCUGAGAUUGAGACAUACCUUCACCUUUUGAUUGUCAUUCACUUGAUUGAUACAAAGUGUUAUAAGAAGGCUGUGAAGUGCUCAGAAGAUCUGUUGAAAAAGACCCAAGGGAUCAAUAGAAGAUCUCUUGAUCCUCUGUUAGCCAAAUGCUACUUCUUUCAUUCCAGAGCCUAUGAAUUGACAGAUAAUUUAAAAGAUGUGAGAAGUUUCUUYCACAGUAGACACAGAACCGCUACACUAAGACAUGAUGAUGAAGGCCAAGCAAGUCUUCUCAAUUUGCUACUAAGAAACUAUCUACAUUAUAACCUCUAUGAUCAGGCUGAUAAGCUUGUUUCCAAAUCCACAUUYCCAUCAUUGGCUUCMACCAAUGCUUGGGCUAGAUACCUUUACUACACAGGUAUUAUCAAAGCUAUUCAGCUUGACUAUUCAGARGCUCACAAGAAUCUACUACAAGCCAUAAGAAAGGCUCCUCAGAACAGUGCUUAUGGCUUCAAACAGACGGCCCACAAGUUUGCAAUAGUAGUGGAACUCUUACUUGGUGAAAUUCCAGACAGGUCCAUUUUCAGRCAACCGUAUUUAAGGAAGACACUUGUGCCAUAUUUUCAGUUGACCAAAGCUGUCUUAACUGGAGAUCUGAAGCACUUCAACCAAGUUGUUGAAAAAUUCAAAGACAAGUUUAUGGCAGAGAAAACGUACACCUUAAUCAUCAGGUUACGUCACAAUGUUAUCAAGGCAGGGGUUAGAAUGAUCAACCUGUCUUACUCAAGAAUCUCUCUGGUGGACAUUGCCCACAAACUUCAGUUGGACAGCCCAGAAGAUGCAGAAUUCAUUGUUGCCAAGGCAAUUAGAGAUGGAGUCAUAGAAGCCACUAUCAAUCAUGAGAAAGGAACCGUACAGUCAAAGGAAAAUACUGAUAUUUACUCGACCAGUGAGCCACAAGGAGCAUUCCAUCAAAGAAUUAGUUUUUGUUUAGACAUUUAYAACCAGUCCGUCAAGGCCAUGAGAUUUCCACCAAAAUCCUACAGCAAAAACUUGGAGUCCUUCGAGGAGCAAAGAGAAAGAGAAAAGCAAGACAUGGAGCUUGCUAAAGAAAUGGCCGAAGAUGAUGAUGAUUUCCCUUGAGUUAUUGUACUUUAAUUUUAGAAAUCCUUUGAAGCGGGAACAAUAAAAAAGCUAAAGACUUCAUUAAAUAAAUCAUGCUUGAGUUUAUUUGAUACAACAGCACCAUUAACACAGUUAUUUUCAGACUCCUCGUCACCAUUUCCAGUGUCAUCUCAUUACACACAUACACAAUAUAUACAGGUUUCAUUAAUUAAAAUUUGGGCUUUUAAUGUGCUGAACUUUAUUUUUGGUUUCAAGAAUAGUAUUUACAUGGUAACUGAAAUGGUCAAACAUGACAUACUGAUAUCAUUUUCUGCAUUAAAAUUGUUUUUCAGUGAAGGGUGCAAAAUCAGAAUAAUCAAUAAAUUGCAAUUGGUUAAUAGAAGACAAUA
Exaiptasia diaphana is the source of this 1825-nucleotide messenger RNA. RefSeq names its product 26S proteasome non-ATPase regulatory subunit 3. Gene Ontology annotation, molecular function: enzyme regulator activity. Gene Ontology annotation, cellular component: proteasome regulatory particle, lid subcomplex; proteasome complex. Gene Ontology annotation, biological process: ubiquitin-dependent protein catabolic process; regulation of protein catabolic process. The record is from RefSeq and is a predicted model, not a curated record. Lineage: Eukaryota; Metazoa; Cnidaria; Anthozoa; Actiniaria; Aiptasiidae.